Molecule: messenger RNA, 1704 nt
Organism: Microdochium trichocladiopsis
Lineage: Eukaryota; Fungi; Ascomycota; Sordariomycetes; Xylariales; Microdochiaceae
Product: DEK C terminal domain-containing protein
Exons: 4
Coding region: 492-1271 (259 amino acids)
Biological process (GO): nucleolar large rRNA transcription by RNA polymerase I; transcription initiation at RNA polymerase I promoter
Cellular component (GO): RNA polymerase I upstream activating factor complex; nucleus
Molecular function (GO): RNA polymerase I cis-regulatory region sequence-specific DNA binding
Source: RefSeq, a predicted model, not a curated record
UCCGCAUCGUGUGAUUGCAGCAACCACAACCACCAGCCGCCUUGCCCGACGCCAUCUCGCCCAUCGCCCUCCCACAUCGUCGCCAUCCACCCAGUCUCGCUCAAACUGGUCGCGCUUACUACCGUAUCACCUGCUCGCAAUUACCCAGGCAGCGCGCACGGCUACGACGCGUGCUGGCCCGCACCACGCAGCCUCUCACCCGGCACGUCACUUCCCAGCAUUACGCCACAGCACCCCGACCCCGGUCCUCGGUAGCGGCACAAGGGUCCCGUGUCCGUCCAUCGACUCGCCAAACGACGUCUAGCGCCGCAACCUUCAAUUGCACGACUGGCACCACGCCCAAGGUCGAGCAAGCAACACACCGCAUACCACACCCACGCUACACCUUGCAGGCCGAUAUGCUGUGACAGUUGCGCAAUUUCCACCAAACCCCCGGACCCUCUUGAAGCUCCCUUGCUCUUCACGACUCUCUGCUUUGGCCGCGCAUCGCCAUGUCUGAACCACUAUCCCCCGAAGAUGAGAAACACUACACCCAGAUCAUUGACGGUAUCCUCUCUACUGUCGACCUCGAGACGGUGACCCGCAAGAAGAUCCGCAGUGGCCUCGAAGCGGCGCUUGGCGGGAAGGACCUGAGCGACCACAAGCAUGCCAUCAAGGACCUGAUAGAACAGCGCUUCGAUGCCAUCUCAUCAAACGACGCGCAGCCCGACGCAGCAUCCCCCGAGGCCAAUGGCCACGACGACGAUGCCGACGGCGACGAGAUCAAGGUGUCCUUUGCGCCGCCCAAGAAGAAGCAGCGCAAGGAGAGGAGCGUGGACACGGAAGACGCAGAUGCCAAGCUAGCGGCCAUGCUACAGGCCGAGGAAAAUGCCCGGUCACGAGCUACUCGUGGCGGCGGCGCCAAGUCCAAGCCUGUCAAGAAGAAGGCGGCGCCGCGGAAGAAGAGCGCCAAGAGAGUCGGUCCUGACGAUGAUAGCGACGUGGACGGCAGUGACGCGCCACCGAAGCGCAAGGCUGGCGGUGGCUUCCAGAAGCCUUUCAACCUUAGCGAGCCUCUUUCCGAGCUUUGUGGCGAGACACAGCUAUCACGUCCCCAAGUAGUGAGCAAGCUGUGGGAGCACAUACGUGCCAACUCACUACAGGACCCGGCGGAUAAGCGUCAGAUCAUCUGCGACGAGAAGAUGAAUGCAGUGUUCAAACAGGCCAAGAUCAACAUGUUUCAGAUGAACAAGUUUAUCGGCAGCCACCUCUACCCAGUCGAAGCCGAGUAGUAAAAGCAACCUUGGCAGUUAUUGUAUCAAACCAUGCGCGGUCACGCGAAACAGCCGAGAAGGGGGUGCGGCGGGACUUUCCAGCUCCAACAUAUGGGUUUUUUCAUAUUAUCAAGACUUUGUCAUAUUCGGUGCAGCAUGCGCGGGUCAUGGUGUCCGUGGGGAAUGCUUUUGGGGGGGUCCAACGGGUUGGUCGGCGCUGUUCCUUUUGCUCAGAGCUGGAUGUCAACCGCAAGCGUGUAACCUGAUUUGUGUUUUACGAAGCACAGACUAGUCCAAGGAUGUUCUCUCGAGAUACGUGCGCGAGCUCUAGGAGUUUUUAUGGCGCACUGUCUGUCCAUACUCAAGACAAUAAGAAGUAAAGAUAGAUCUUGGUAUGAUCCCGCCUACCUUAAGGUAGGAAUGAAAGCCUUGAUGCGCCGUUUGUUUGUGA